Messenger RNA from Linum tenue, 325 nucleotides. Lineage: Eukaryota; Viridiplantae; Streptophyta; Magnoliopsida; Malpighiales; Linaceae. The record is from the annotation of a GenBank genome assembly.
CAGUCUCUCAUUUCUCUCGCUUUGUUUGUUGUAGAGAUGCUGGAAAUGAGAAUCAAGUGUCUUUGGAUUCUCUGUUUUGCAGAAUCGUUCACUCACCGAGAACCUGCCGAUGAUAAUCAUUCUUCUUCGUCGGUGCGGCCAGACACUGGAGAGCCUAUUACAUCCCCGGCGGCUACGAUUCUCGCAAGAAUCUCUCUUUCUCUUCUCUCAACUUUGCCGGAUCGGAUUCAUCCUGCGUCGAGGAAGUUCUGGACCCAGAUCUGUGAGGGUGUUUUUCCUUGAAGAAUCAUAAAGGGAAUUAUUACAAUAGUUUGUCUUUCUCCUU